This is a messenger RNA of Hyaloscypha bicolor E, 852 nucleotides long. RefSeq lists its product as uncharacterized. The transcript has a single exon. The coding region runs from base 1 to 852 and encodes 283 amino acids. The record is from RefSeq and is a predicted model, not a curated record. Lineage: Eukaryota; Fungi; Ascomycota; Leotiomycetes; Helotiales; Hyaloscyphaceae.
AUGGGUUGCUUCCCUAGUAUUCAUCGUUUGCGGACCCGGAAUCCGCCAUCUCUCACCAGAGACGAAAGCUCGUCAAAACCAUUCGAUUCCGAUUCCCACUCCGGCAAUUCUCACUCCUCGCCAGAAUCCUCAUUCGGACUCAAAUCGCCAACUAUUUCAAUUGAGCUGCCGUCUCCCUCCAAAUCAAGUUCUGGCGGACCCGCGGAAUCUAUCAAAGCCGAGAAAAAACCACUUGAUCUCCCCGUCAACGAAAUGAAGGAGAAAAUGGCGGCAUUGACCUCUUCCAUUCAAGAUUACGAAGCCGAGACAACAGAGCACGGAGAAAGAUCGAUCUCAGAUCUGGACGCCAUCCUCGACAUCAUCUCAGAGAAUAGUUUGGUGUAUACGCAGCUCGAAAUUUUGAGGUCGCACAUCAACUCUUCAUAUAAGGAAAAACAAAUUGUUUUCCUUGCCCAUUUCCAACCCGCAAUUGAAGAGCUUCAUGCACGAUGGAAAGAUUUUCUGAGGCUCGGUGAAGCGGAGCAGCGCGAGAUGGCACACACGCAACGUCGGGACUCAUGUUUGAUGCGAAUGUUCACCAUCUUGAGCAACUUAAGGAGAGCGUGCGAUAAUCAACGAGAUUCAGAUAUCAAGAUUGAGCGAAAGAUAGGGUCGCAAUUUGACGAUGUAUUGGGGGGUCUCGUGGAUAUAGGAGCUCAAGAAGCCGCUUUGAAAUGGAGAAUCCUAGAGAUGGUGAUUGGGAAGAGAAGAGGGGAGGGAGAAGCAAGGCUGGACGGAAUCUUGGGGUACGGCAUAAAAGUUAGUGGGUUGCUUGUGGACGCCAUUGAGGCAUUGAGUGAAGAAGAGGAGUGA